This is a messenger RNA of Peronospora matthiolae, 1605 nucleotides long. NCBI's taxonomy places the organism in Eukaryota, Oomycota, Peronosporomycetes, Peronosporales, Peronosporaceae. The record is from the annotation of a GenBank genome assembly.
AUGUCCUCUGCUCAUGAUGCCACCACCAAGAUCUCCAUCGACAAGUUCGACGGCGACAACUACGCGACGUGGAGCCGCUACAUGCGUGGCGUGUUCCUGACCAAGUCGGCGUGGCACGUGGUGAACCGGGAGACCACCCCCACCUUCGCCGAUCCUCGCGCCAGUGACGACUACAUCAAGACGAACAACAUUGCGUUCGGCUUGAUGCUGCUGCACAUGAGCGCGGAUUAUCAUCACGUGGUUGAUGACUGUGAAGAGGCGUGGGUCGCGUGGGCGCGUUUGAAGACGCUGUACGGCGGGUCGCAGAAGGCUGGACGCAUCUACUUGAAGCGCCAGCUGUUCAGCAUGGAGAUGGCGGAAGGCGGCAAUGUGAUGCAUCAUUGCAACGAAGUCCUCAACAUCAGCGCGAAGCUCAGCAGCAUCGGCGCCAAGAUGGAGGACGAGGACGUGGCGAUCUGCUUGUUGCGCAGCCUCCCCAAGAGCUACGAGAACAGACAAGGUGACAAGACGACAUCGGUGAAGACUGAAGACGCGGCGAAGGCGUUCAGUGCCGAGCGUGAACCUCGCCAGUGUACAUACUGCGGAAAAUUGGGGCACACGGCGGAGCGGUGCUGGACCAAGCAGAAGGACGAAAAUCAAGGUGGAGCUCGACGCGGCGGCAACAAUGCUCGUGGACGCGGAGCCAACAACGUUCAGUGGCGAACCAACAGCAACUACGAUGACAACUACGAUCGAGUUGCGUUCGCGGUUUCGCUGGAGGCUGGACUUUCGACGGGCAAGAAUAUGCCAGGGAUGUGGGCAGUCGACAGCGGUGCGACGCAUCACAUCUGCAACGACAAGGCCAAGUUUGCAAGCCUGAAUGAGCGAGAGGAAGGCGAACUAUCAGUGGCUGAUGGCAGCAAGGCUGCGAUCAAGGGUGUGGGAACCAUCAUGGAACGGGUGGUUCUGCCCAAUGGUGACGAACUCGACAUCGAGAUCAAGGACGCACUGUUCGUACCAAGUAUGAGCAAGAAUCUGCUUUCGGUGCCACAGAUCAACAAGGGUGGCAGGUUCCAAGUCGUGUUCGAUGGAUCCAAGAUGCAAGUGAAGCGCAAGAAUUCCACACAAGUCGUGGCAACAGCGGAUCUCGUCGAUGGACUUUACUGGCUGCGGACUCCUCAACGAUCGGCAAAUGCAGCAACACGCAAUGGGACCAUCGACUUGCAUGCGCGCAUGGGUCAUGCACCCCUCGAAGUUCUGCGCAAGAUGGUGGCCACUGGCAUGAUCAAGGACGCCAAGGCACCUCUCAACUCGACUGGUCCAAGUGUGUGUCGCGGUUGCCAGCAAGGAAAGAUGGUUCAAAAACCAUUCCCAACCAACCGUGACAAACGCCAAUAUGGUGUGUUCGAGUUGCUGCACUUCGACAUCUGCGGGCCAAUGGAACAAGUUUCGAUCGGCGGCAGCAGAUACUUACUGCUUGUGGUUGACGAAGCCAGCGGUUGCAUGAAGGGCUUCUGUCUGCGGUCCAAGUCUGAGAGUGAAGACUGUAUCAAGAACCACAUUAUCAAGAUUCAAACUCAGUUCGGCACGAAGAUCCAAGUUUGUUCGGCACGAUGGAGCGCAUGA